AUGCUCAACAAACCCUUCAAGCCCCCGGCCUUGAUCCGCAAACCCUCAGAGUCCCAUCCGAUACCGGGUCCCCCAGUUGAACCACCGUCUGCCCCGCCCUCCAAGAAACGCCGCAUCUCCUACGACAAUGACGAUCCGCCGAGGCCGUCGCCUGCCCCGGUCCCAGCGCGCAAACCCCUCCUACAAGUCGUAAAUCCUGCUCGAGUCGACACACCAUACGAUGACACUACGUCAGGCUACUACACGGUAUUGUGGCGCAAGCCUACGGCAAAGAAGCACAAGACAUGGGACGGCGACGCCAUACUCUGCCUAUCCAACGGCUAUGCCCAGCUUCAGGAUACAUCCGGCCGCCCCAUGGGAAAAACAAUGUGGUCAAAGCCACUGGAGCCUGGCUCAACCCUCUCGGUUGGUGGCAAGGAGCUGGAGGUCGACGCUGUCAUCUCCAAACAGGACUUCCUCGCAGGACGCCAUGUCUUGAGCGCCAACGGUCCUGUCGCGCCUAAGCCUGCAGUGACCCAGUCGAGCAAUAACAAACCCCUGCUCACAGUAAAUCCCACACAAGUCCAGAAGAUUGCAGUCAAAAGCUCGGGGAAACCAGACGUCGGACUUUCCGUUCCAGCUUCAACGCAGAGUCGCCCUCCGACUUCCAAAUUCAGGAAUCCGCUUUUGACGAGUACUACUUUACCGAAACAAUCCAACACAACGAUGCCCCAGGCGCGUCAUGAUCCCGACGCGCCCGGUGCUCUUGUCAUGAAACGCCCACUGCCGAUGCAUAUUCCCCGGGGCAAGCAAGCAGUUGACGUCGUGGUUGAUCCAGUCCUCUCCAAGCACCUCCGCGACCACCAGCGCCAAGGUGUCCAAUUCCUCUACGAAUGCGUUAUGGGAUUUGGUGCCUAUAAUGGCCGAGGUGCCAUCCUAGCUGACGAGAUGGGCCUCGGUAAGACACUACAGACUAUCACUCUGGUCUGGACCCUGCUCAAGCAAAACUUCGUUUACGAUGACCCACCCGCGGUGAAGAAAGCCAUCAUUGUUUGCCCGGCCGGCGUUGUCAGCAAUUGGCGUAAAGAGUUCCGCAAGUGGCUUGGGAUUGAGCGACUUGGUGUCUUCGUUGCUGACGAACCAGGGAAACGGCUGACGGAUUUCACUCGGGGUAAAUGCUACAAUGUCAUGGUCAUCGGAUAUGAGAAGCUGCUCAAGUCUCAUGAAGAUAUCAAGAAGCAUUGUAACGUCGACCUGAUUGUCUUGGACGAAGGUCACAAGCUCAAGACAGCCAAAGGCAAGACGGCGCAGGCAAUCCGUAAUCUCGGUACAGAUCGUAUUGUGCUGCUGUCGGGCACUCCGUUCUCCAACAACCUGCUCGAAUUUCAUACCGUUGCUGAUCUGGUCAAUCCCGGCAUCUUCGGAAAGCUGAAUGCGUUCAAACGCGAAUUCGAUGGCCCAAUUGUACGCGGCCAGCAACCAGACGCUACUGCCAAGGAGAGAGAGAAAGGAACUGCGCGAUAUGAGGAACUUGACAAGCUGUCCAAGCAGUUCAUGCUCAGAAGGACUGCUGAUAUCCUCUCGAAAUACUUGCCGCCAAAGACCGAGCACGUCCUUCUCUGUCGCCCGACUGCGGCUCAGGCACAAGUCUACCGCAGUGUACUUGCAUCCCCGGCCUUUGGCGCUGCUCUUGGCAGCAAUGAGAAUGCACUUCAACUCAUCAACAUUCUUAAGCAAGUCUGCAACAGCCCAAAGCUAUUAUCCGCCACGAAAAAGGAUGAAAGUCCAAACCCAGUCAUGGCGGCCAUACUGGAAGCGAUUCCUUCCAAGCUGCUCAACAGCAGAGCCAGCGCGAAACUACACGUUCUCGACGGUCUCCUUCACCGAAUCCGAACGACAACUGACGAGAAAGUCGUCCUCGUUUCGCACUACACAUCGACACUGAACAUCCUCGAGGAACUGCUAAAUUCCCUCUCGUACACUUGCCUGCGCAUCGACGGGUCCACGCCAGCAAGCAAACGGCAGGAAAUGAUCAACAAAUUCAACAACUCCAACGCAGACCGAUGCUUCGUCUUCCUCCUCUCCGCCAAAGCCGGCGGCGUCGGCAUCAACCUCAUCGGCGCGUCCCGGCUCGUGCUCUACGACAUCGACUGGAACCCGGCCCACGACCUGCAAGCCAUGGCGCGGAUCCACCGCGACGGCCAGAAACGGCCGUGCAGGAUCUACCGGCUGCUGACCAUGGGCGCCCUGGACGAGAAGAUAUUCCAGCGGCAGGUGACCAAGCAGGGGCUCGCCGACAGCGUCAUCGACAGCAAGUCGUCUUCGGCCAGCUUCACCAAGGAGGAGCUGCGCGACCUCUUCACGCUGAACGACGACGCCGAGUGCCAGACCCACAGGCUCAUCUGCUGCCCUUGCGGCGGCCGCGGCAACGGGGGUGGCCUGGUUCCUGCUGCUGCUGCUGCUGCUGCUGCUGCUGCCGCAGACGAGAACGGUGGUGCGGCGAAGGAUUCGGCAAGCGAAACCACGGCUGACGACGACGACGACGACGACGACGCCGGCAACGACGACGACGCCGGCGACGGCGACAGCGAGGACGACCUCCCGGACCUCCCGACGUUGCUUCGGGCGAGCCAAGUCGACAUGGAGGGGCAGGAGAAGCGGCUGAGCGAGGCGCGCCGGGCUCCCAAGGGGGAGAAGGCGAAGAUGGUUUCGCUCAUGCAGUACGCACACGUCGACACGUCUCUCAUCUCCGGCUGCUCGGACGGGCUAGCUGCCGCCGCCGCCCCUUCCGAACUGGUCGUUGCAGGUCCUUCGGGGGACGGUCACGCUGGCGGCGAGCAGGACGUUGUCGAUUUCGAAGCCCUGAUCGACGACGAGCCCCUCAUGGACGUGAUCAAGGAGGAAGGCUCGAGGGUCAGAUUCGUCUUCUCGAAGACUUCGUCGUGA
Messenger RNA from Diplodia corticola, 2925 nucleotides. Its product is annotated as dsdna-dependent atpase. Lineage: Eukaryota; Fungi; Ascomycota; Dothideomycetes; Botryosphaeriales; Botryosphaeriaceae. Gene Ontology annotation, biological process: double-strand break repair via homologous recombination; reciprocal meiotic recombination. The record is from RefSeq and is a predicted model, not a curated record. The coding region runs from base 1 to 2925 and encodes 974 amino acids. Gene Ontology annotation, molecular function: DNA translocase activity; ATP-dependent chromatin remodeler activity; ATP binding. The transcript has a single exon. Gene Ontology annotation, cellular component: nucleus.